AUGACUCUAGACGACUUUGAACGGGAAUUAGCGGAGCAGAAGGAGACGGAGAGAAGAAGAGAAAGGCGAAGAGAACAUGAGAAAUCUUCAGAUCGUCACCACAAACAUCACCACCAUUCUCAUCGGAGCUCAAGGCACCACGACUCGCAUUACGACGAUGGCCACAGGCCGAAAAGAUCUAGACACUCAAGAGACGACGACACUUCCGAGGGCAGCCAUAGACAUAAACACCGUCGACGCAGCAAGGGCGACGAUGAUCGAGACGAGGCCGGGCGACGUGCACCCUCACAGCCUGAAUCGAGUGGACUAAAACGCGACUCUUGGAUGGAAGCACCCUCAGCAUUGGACGUUGACUAUGUCCAAAGGAAGAAGCCCGAGCCCACUCCACCCACAGGGGCGAGUCUCGGGGCCAACUUCGAGCUGAAAAUCCACGAGAAGGAACUCAAUCAUCACCUACGGGAUUUGCAGUAUGGGAAACUGGUCGAGGAGCUGGAAGACCAGCCUGCUGCGCAUGAAGUUGAUUAUGUGUUUGGGGAUUCUGGUUCACAAUGGCGCAUGACUAAACUCAAAGCCGUAUACCGACAGGCAGAACAAUCAGCCCGUCCCGUGGAAGAGGUCGCUUUGGAACGAUUCGGGUCUUUGCGCGACUUCGACGAUGCAAGAGAAGAAGAAAUUGAGCUGGACAGGCGCAAAACAUACGGAGAAGGAUAUGUCGGCAAGGAGAAACCCAGCGGCGAACUCUUCCAAGAACGCAAGCUCGACGCAGGCGUACGUCGACCUCAUCCACGCGACACCAACCAAGACGAGCCCGAUGAAGUCGUUGAAGAAAUACCUGUGCCCACUUCCGAAGCGGCAACUUCAGGCCCGAAAGUCGACCAAACCACGCUGAACAAACUUAAAGCUCAGCUCAUGCGGGCCCAACUUCGCAAAGAUCCCAAGGCAGCAGAUCUCGAGCGGGAAUACAACGAGGCUGCUGCUGCAUUCUCUGCACAGGAUCCCACUGUGAUUACAUUGUCCGCGAUGGACAACCGCAUGCUCUCUUCGGCGCCACGGAAUGAAGUCAAGGCUGUCACGAACCGCCGUGGCGCCGAGCGAGGUAAUGUAGAAGAGAACGAGGACAUGAGCAUUGAGGACAUGGUCCGCGAGGAGCGCCGUACAAAAGGCGAAGCAGGCGGCGAGGGCCAACGUAUGGCUGAACGGAUCGCCAAAGACGUCAAAUUCGACAAUGACCUCGACUAUAUGGACGAAAACGCCAACAAGUUAGCGAAGCGAGUCCACAAGUCGGCGACGAAUCUGAGGAAUGUCGCCAUAAACGACUACCAGAAGACGCAGCGCAUUCUGGAGAACUGUCCCCUGUGCUUCCAUGAAGAUACAGACACCCCUCCUGUCGCGCCGGUGGUGAGUCUCGCAACGCGGACGUUCCUCACUCUUCCAACGGAGCCUGAGCUGGCGCCUCAAAGCGCCAUGAUCGUGCCGAUGCAGCACCACACGAACCUCCUGGAGUGCGACGACGACGAGUGGGAAGAGAUUCGCAACUUUAUGAAGUCCCUGACGAGGCUGUACCACGAGCAAGGCCGAGACGUCAUCUUCUACGAGAACGCGGCGUACCCGUCUCGCAAGCCGCACGCUGCGAUGACUGUCGUGCCUUUGCCAUAUGAGCUGGGAGAGACGGCGCCGGCGUUUUUCAAAGAAGCCUUCCUGACCACCGAGGACGAGUGGAGCCAGCACAAGAAGAUCAUCGACACUUUGGCGAAAUCGAAGCAGGCCGGGUUUGGGCGGCUGGCGUUCCGCCGCAGUCUGGCGAAAGAGAUGCCGUAUUUCCACGUAUGGUUCGAACUGGACGGAGGAAUCGGGCACGUUGUCGAAGACCCGGAACGGUGGCCUCGGGGGGAUCUGUUCGCGCGCGAGAUUAUAGGAGGCAUGCUCAGCCUUGAACCGGACGUCAUUAAGCGGCAGGGCAGGUGGCAUCGCGGGCACGAUAAACGAGUUGAUACCUUCAAGAAGGGAUGGAGGAAGUUUGACUGGACUAGGAUUCUGACGGAGGGGAAUUCAUAG
Molecule: messenger RNA, 2055 nt
Organism: Exophiala spinifera
Lineage: Eukaryota; Fungi; Ascomycota; Eurotiomycetes; Chaetothyriales; Herpotrichiellaceae
Exons: 1
Coding region: 1-2055 (684 amino acids)
Biological process (GO): mRNA splicing, via spliceosome
Cellular component (GO): post-mRNA release spliceosomal complex
Source: RefSeq, a predicted model, not a curated record